AUGUUGCAACAUGUACGAAGCGCGUUAAUCGAGAAACUUGAGAAACAACGUGAACAUGAACCUUAUUGCAAAGUUCAAUGGUUAGACACAAGAAAAAUUGAAGUUAUUCCACAAAGAUAUAUUCAAUUAUUGCCAUCAGGAAUUGUUCAUAUAAAUGUAACUUACACUAUUCUUAUUGAUGGUUCUAGACGUUAUGGAACAGUUCUUGUGACAGGCACAAAAGAACAUUGCGAAUCAACUCAUCACAAAGAUCCCCAUCGUGGGUAUAAAAUUCAUGCAACACAUUCUCCUGUUAGAAAAGAUGCUAAUCAGCGUGUUGAUGAUAUGAUGCUAAUGAAAAUUGUUGGAAAAUUAAUGCAUUCAACUAGUUCCAAUGGUUCUCAUAAAGAUGAUGAUGUCCAUGAUGCAAAGUGUGCAUCAUGUAGAAUGAAACCAAUUCGUCAUGUUGAUCUAUAUCAUUGUUUAGAGUGUCCAUCAUCGUCAAACUAUGAUUUAUGUGGACGUUGUUUUGAGAAACGUCGUGAAACAGAACAUCAUUCUAGUGGUCAUGCUAUGGUCCAGUUUAAACUACCUAAUGAAUUCUUAGGUAUACCAGUUCAUAAUGUUAAUAAUGAAGUUACUUUAAAAAAGUUAAGACAAUUAAAUACCCUUCAAAAUGAACAUCAUAAAGGAAUCAAAUGUGAUGGCACUUGUCAACAAAAACAUUUUUAUGGUUUACGUUUUAAAUGUGAUGCAUGUCCUAAUUAUAAUCUAUGUGAAAAAUGUGCCAUUGAAAAACAUAUUUGUACAAAAUCACAUGAAAGAAAUCAUCCAAUGAUUUUAACAUCGAAUAGUUUUAUACCAAAAAUUGAUCCAUCAGAUAUUGAAUUUAAAGAAGUUUUAGGAAGAGGAGGGUAUGGAUAUGUGUGCAAAGCAAUUUGGCGAUCAAGGAAUCGUGAAGUUGCUUGUAAAGUAAUUGAAGUUUCUAGUACAUCAGCCAUCUCUCACACACUUGAACGAAGUUUCCAUCUUGAAUUAGCUGCUUACCGAGAAUUAUCAGGUUUAUAUAUUCUUCGAACAUUUGGUUAUGCCACUCGAGAGUUGCCUGCAAAUCAUAUUCGUGGCACAACAACACAAUUUAUGAUCUUAAUGGAACUGAUGGGACGUGGAAGUUUACAAGAUCUUCUUGAGAAUGAGCCACAUAAAGUAUCUUUAAGACAUAAAGUAACAAUGGCUCGUCAAAUUGCAUCAGGUAUGAAACGUAUUCAUCAGCAUGGAAUGGUACAUCGUGAUAUUCGACCUGAUAAUAUUCUUGUAAAUGAUGAUUAUGUUGCUAAAAUUGGUGAUAUGGGCCUUGCUCGAGUUAUUGAUCCUAAUGGUCAACAAACUCAAUUAGGAUGUUUACCAUUUAUGCCACCAGAAUUUUUUCAUGAACAAUCCGAAGGACAUAUUAAAUUUGACGAGAAAUUAGAUAUUUAUACAUAUGGUUUAACAUUAAAUCAGUUAUUUACAGAAACAAUGCAUGAUUUUCAUUUAAAUCGUUCCACAUCACGUAUAGUAAUCACGAAACCAAGUCCAGUUUUUUAUGAUGAAAUUAUUGUGAAAUGUUUAGAAACGGAUAGUAAACAGAGACCAACAGCAAUUGAAAUUGAAAAAACACUUGAAUUAUAUGAAGAAGCAUUUAGUGAAACAAGAUUUAGUGAUAGUUAUACUCGACUGAGUAUAAAAAAAAAAGAUAAAGUUUUUCUUGAAUUUUAUCGAAAAAAUAAGCAUCAUAUUCAACGAUUUGUUACAGAAUACUUUCCUCAACAAUUUAUUAAAUAA
Molecule: messenger RNA, 1803 nt
Organism: Adineta steineri
Lineage: Eukaryota; Metazoa; Rotifera; Eurotatoria; Adinetida; Adinetidae
Source: the annotation of a GenBank genome assembly